AUGAUUAAUCUUGAGCCCAUUAGAAUAUCACCUACUUUAGAGAUGUCUCCAAUCGAACAAACUCAACCUUUGAACCCUAUCCGGGUAACCUCACCUCAAGAAAUUGCUACCCAAGACGUCACUGCGCUCCCCAAUUCGGCCCAGUCCAUCAAUCGACCCCCUUCCAUUGGUGCGACCCUCCGACCUGAGCCUCUAAAAUCGAAGGGCUCUUCCAGACACGGUCGAGCCAAGUCUGUAGCGUCUUUAGCAGAUGCUGCUAAGUCCACCGAGGCUGACUCGCGUUCGUCCAAGUCUGUGAAGGACGAUUGGGAUAUGCCACCCUCUACUGACGGUACAGGUCUUACUUGGCAACAGCGCAAGAAACCGAAACCCAAGUCGACUAGCGCACUUGAUCACGAGGUACCUCACAUGACCCCACCACCUGCCAGCAACCUGACCAAAAAAAUGUUGCAGAACGAACCGGUCACCGGAAUCUCCCCGCUUCUUCGUUCUACUUCUCUCCGCACCCGGCCAAACACCAUAGCUAGUCGCCGCGGCCGUGCAGGAUUGGCUCGAACACCUUCUGCAGGCAACGUUCAAAGCGGACCUGGUAUGUUUGGUACCAACCCCAGUGGAGGUGGCAUGACCCUCUUUGGAUCUGGGAGACCUGCUGCUGCCCUUCGUGAUGGCACCACUGGUUCAUUAUCAGUCCCUCCUUCGCCUACUCCAGAUCGCAGCAGCUUUGGAAAAAUACCAACUCCAACCGGAAUGUCACAUCCUAUCGAUAUCGGUAAUCCCGACGACUCUUCCCUCACUUGGCAACAAGCCAUCAUGCGAUCAUCCCCUCCUAAGAAUGUAUAUCAUAAUGGUUCUCUUGCUCCUACUAGUCUCAUCACUUCAUCUUCCAUUUCGGACAACCUCAAAAGUGGCAAAAAGAAUAUGUCAAACCCUUCUGCUUUCACUACGCCUGUCAAGUCUGCGACUUUGUCUUACCGCCGUAGCGGUCCUCAUCCUAGAAUGAUGAAUGCUGAUGAUGUACCCAAUAAUCGAUCUGGUUCUGUUGCCAAGAGUAACACCAAGAUCCCUAAAAGGAGGAACAGUAUGUCCUCUACCCCUAGUAAUAUCAAGUCACCAUCCAAUGAAUCGCCUAUCUUGGUCACUGCUUCGCCACCCUUCUUGGUUCAACAACCGGAAUUCGAAAUUGAGGACCACAGAGAAGGGCGCGCGGGAUCUGUGCCCACUCCUACUGUUUCAACCACUCUUCACGCUGAGUCCCGCAGUAACGGAAAGAAGCUCACCCAUCGCUCCUCUACACCGCUUCCUAUCAUUCCUUCGAUGUCGGGCUUGAAGCCUAGUCACGACGAGAGCGGCAUCGCCCUCAAGAAACUUCAGACUUUUGAAACCGGACCCCUCAAAGUGAAUGUACCAUCAGCUAACAAUUUGAAUGUCACGAUGUAUGCGGGCCCUCAAUUCCAUAACAGUCCCAGCCCAGCCGCGUUGCCUCCUCCCAAAUUCUCCUACGCUUGA
This is a messenger RNA of Melampsora larici-populina 98AG31, 1506 nucleotides long. RefSeq lists its product as uncharacterized. The record is from RefSeq and is a predicted model, not a curated record. The transcript is spliced from 2 exons. NCBI's taxonomy places the organism in Eukaryota, Fungi, Basidiomycota, Pucciniomycetes, Pucciniales, Melampsoraceae. The coding region runs from base 1 to 1506 and encodes 501 amino acids.